Closterium sp. Naga37s-1 is the source of this 175-nucleotide messenger RNA. NCBI's taxonomy places the organism in Eukaryota, Viridiplantae, Streptophyta, Zygnematophyceae, Desmidiales, Closteriaceae. The record is from the annotation of a GenBank genome assembly.
CAAUCGCAUCCAUCCACCGUCGUCCAUCCAACCAAGCACGCAUCUCAGCCGUCCAUCAUGGCACCGAUCAAUCCCAGUAGCAGAAUCCCCGCCCCCCGGGGGACACCCGACUCCAGGACAACAGUGGCAGCAGGGGGAACGCCAUCCACACCCCGGUCAACAGCUUCCACAGCAG